AUGGCAUCCGAUUCUGAAAUGAGCAAUGCCUCUGAUCGAAUUGGAGUUGGUGAUGCCGACUCUCUGGCAUCUACCGCAGAAAGUGAAGAGGAAGCUGAGUAUCUCGUGACUGACAUUCAUGCGGAACGGAGGUUCUACAUAGAACCGGAUUCUGAGGAUGAUGAAGGUAUCUUUAUCACUCAGUAUUUGGUUGAAUGGGCUGGGUACAGUAUGGACAGGUGCAGUUGGGAGCCAAAGGAAAUGUUUACUUCGGAAGAGACCUUAAAUGGCUGGGAAGAGAAGAAGCAGCAAAUCGCCCAGGGCAAGGUGGAGUGCUUCGAUCUCAAAUCAUGGGAGAAGCACAAGGCUUUGGUGGAGAAGAAGACAAAAAAGCGAAAAGAAGACCGAAGGCGCAAACGAGAACAAAGGGCACGGCAGAAAAGCCUCCCUCAGGCUGGGUCAUCUCGACUGGCCAAUCCCGAAAUCGCAGAUACCCAUGAGCCCGAAUCAGGUAUUGCAUCCCACAGUGCCAGUCGUCUAUCCGUCGAUUCCACCGCUUCGGCAUUAUUUGUCCCAGCUGAAACUCCACCGCCAUCAAAACCGGUGGCGUCUCGCCAAUCGCAACAACAAACAGCACCACUGAGAUCAGCUAUGCGCAGUGCGCAAGCAACUCGAAACAAGCCAGGACCAACGACUUCGAUUGCACAAACGCAAACAACCUCAAAUCAGCCUCUUAAAUCGCGGCUUGCUCGCCUCGCAAAGAAUAUUACUACUAAGCAUAAGACCCCGGCGCGCCAGAAAACUCCCCCACAAGCAGCAAAGUCAGUAUUGUCUUCUUUUGGUACAGGGCCGGGGGCCAAGCGCCCAUACCGCGAUAAGAAAUGGGGCGAAAGAGCACCGGAUUUGUCACAGAUGGAGCUGAUGAAGCCUUCUGAGUUCGCACCAAGGAUGAACAUAGGCUCCGCCAUAUUAGCCGUGGGCUCAUCUCUAUCAAGUCCCAAAGCCUCUGAAGUCCAACCUGCUUCUGAUAAUUCAGUCAGCUUACCCGGUCUACUAAAGCCACAUACCGGCCAAGUGAGCGAUAAAGCUGCAAACCAGCCAAAUAUACCUGUUGUUCUCGCGCCCUCAUCAGUCAUGGCUCCUCCAGUGUCUCGAUCUUCGAACAUGGGCCCCACUACGUUGGUUUCCUCGUCAGCUGUGUUGCCUGCCCCUAGUGCAUCGCUGAGUCUAGAGAGACCGGUUGGCCCCGUAAAUUCCACUAUCUCCAUUUCUUCACUAGCUAUCCCAUCAAAGCCCCUCCCACAGGCCAAACUCGCCCAGCCUGCCGAUUCUAUGGAUCCUCUUGUCUCUACUUCCUCGCCGCUAGGGGAUGCUCCUUUGAUAAAUCUUGCUGAGCAGUCAACAUCUAGCGCUACUGCGCCCUCACCAGCUCCUCGUCCCCACCCCCCAUCACAUGCCAGUAUCGACAGGGUCGUCGGUUUUUCAGCCUCUACUAGCUCGGCCUUCCCUCCAGUCGUGCUCUCGGGAACUCGUGCGGAUGCUACUUCAAUGAAACCUGCUGAACUCCUGGGCUCUAACUUUACUGCUCUCUCGCCAGUAAUUCCAACCAACCCACGCGCAAUGGUCAGUCCCGAGAGGCCGACUGAGAAACGAGUAGCUCUCUCGUCGGCAAUCACCCUCUCGAUGGCCAUCACCCUCUCGACGAUCAUCACCAUCUCGACGGUCAUCUCCACGUCGACGAUCAUUUUCACCCCGACGGUCACCACCCUAUCGACGGCCAUCACCCUCUCGACGAUCAUCACCAUCUCGACGGUCAUCUCCACGUCGACGAUCAUUUUCACCCCGACGGUCACCACCCUAUCGACGGUCACCACCCUAUCGACGGCCAUCACCCUCUCGACGAUCAUCACCAUCUCGACGGUCAUCUCCACGUCGACGGUCAUUUUCACCCCGACAGUCAUCACCUUAUCAAGGUUCGUCACCCUCUCGAAGGUUAUCGCCCCCGCGUCGACUAUCAGAGCUCCCCCAUCGGUCACCGCCCCCCAGUCGACUGCCAAGGUCUUCUUUCCAUGA
Messenger RNA from Penicillium vulpinum, 2052 nucleotides. Its product is annotated as chromo domain-containing protein. The transcript is spliced from 2 exons. Bases 1 to 2052 code for a protein of 683 amino acids. Lineage: Eukaryota; Fungi; Ascomycota; Eurotiomycetes; Eurotiales; Aspergillaceae. The record is from RefSeq and is a predicted model, not a curated record.